GGAAGAAGGGAGGGGAGAGCGGUGGCGGCGGCUGCGCCGGGCUGUGUGUCUCACGCCGCCAGAGGAAGAUGAGGCUGAAGAUCGGGUUCAUCUUACGCAGUUUGCUGGUGGUGGGAAGCUUCCUGGGGCUGGUGGUCCUCUGGUCUUCCCUGUCCUCACGGCCCGACGACCCAAGCCCACUGAGCAGGAUGAGGGAAGACAGAGAUGUCAAUAAUCCCCUGCCUAACCGAGGAGGCAAUGGACCAGCUCCCGGGGAUGACAGAUUCAAACCUGUGGUACCGUGGCCUCAUGUGGAAGGAGUGGAAGUGGACCUAGAGUCUAUCAGAAGAAAAAACAAGGCCAAAAAUGAGCAGGAGCGCCAUGCUGGGGGAGACUCACAGAGAGACAUUAUGCAGAGGCAGUACCUGACAUUUAAGCCUCAGACGUUCACCUACCACGAUCCUGUGCUGCGUCCAGGGGUCCUCGGGAACUUUGAACCCAAAGAACCCGAGCCUCACGGAGUGGUAGGUGGCCCCGGGGAGAAAGCCAAGCCAUUGGUUCUGGGACCGGAAUACAAGCAAGCAGUUCAAGCCAGCAUUAAAGAGUUUGGAUUUAACAUGGUGGCAAGUGACAUGAUCUCACUGGACCGCAGCGUCAAUGACUUACGCCAAGAAGAAUGCAAGUAUUGGCACUAUGAUGAAAACCUGCUCACUGCAAGCGUCGUCAUUGUCUUCCACAAUGAAGGAUGGUCAACUCUCAUGAGGACAGUACACAGCGUAAUCAAAAGGACACCGCGGAAGUACUUAGCAGAAAUCGUGUUGAUCGAUGAUUUCAGCAGUAAAGAACACUUAAAAGAAAAACUGGAUGACUACAUAAAACUGUGGAAUGGCCUUGUGAAGGUGUUUCGGAACGAGAGAAGAGAGGGUUUAAUCCAAGCUCGCAGCAUCGGUGCUCAGAAGGCAAAACUCGGACAGGUUUUGAUAUACCUUGAUGCCCACUGUGAGGUGGCAGUUAACUGGUAUGCGCCACUUGUAGCUCCCAUAUCUAAGGACAGAACCAUUUGCACUGUGCCGAUUAUAGAUGUCAUAAAUGGCAACACAUAUGAAAUUUUACCCCAAGGGGGUGGUGAUGAAGAUGGGUAUGCCCGAGGAGCAUGGGAUUGGAGUAUGCUCUGGAAACGGGUGCCUCUGACUUCUCGCGAGAAGAGACUGAGAAAGACAAAAACUGAACCUUAUCGGUCUCCAGCCAUGGCUGGUGGGUUAUUCGCCAUUGAAAGAGAAUUCUUCUUCGAACUGGGUCUCUACGAUCCUGGUCUCCAGAUUUGGGGUGGUGAAAACUUUGAAAUAUCAUACAAGAUCUGGCAGUGUGGUGGCAAAUUACUGUUUGUCCCUUGUUCCCGUGUUGGACACAUCUACCGUCUUGAGGGCUGGCAAGGGAAUCCUCCGCCUCUGUAUGUUGGCUCUUCUCCGACUCUUAAGAAUUAUGUUAGAGUCGUAGAAGUCUGGUGGGAUGAAUACAAAGACUACUUCUAUGCCAGCCGUCCUGAGUCAAAGGCACUGCCCUAUGGGGACAUAUCUGAGCUGAAGAAAUUUCGAGAAGAUCAUAACUGCAAAAGUUUCAAAUGGUUUAUGGAAGAAAUAGCUUAUGACAUCACUGCCCACUACCCUUUGCCACCCAGAAACGUUGAGUGGGGGGAAAUCCGAGGCCUCGAGACUGCAUACUGCAUUGAUAGCAUGGGGAAAACAAACGGAGGCUUCGUGGAACUAGGACCCUGCCACAGAAUGGGCGGGAACCAGCUUUUCCGAAUCAAUGAAGCAAAUCAACUCAUGCAAUAUGACCAGUGUUUGACAAAAGGACCCGAUGGAUCCAAAGUCAUGAUCACACACUGUAACCUAAAUGAAUUUAAGGAAUGGCAGUAUGUCAAGAACCUGCACAGGUUUACUCACAUUCCUUCAGGAAAGUGCUUAGAUCGCUCAGAGGUCCUGCACCAAGUGUUCAUCUCCAGCUGUGACGCCAGUGCCAUGACACAGAGGUGGGAAAUGAAUAACAUCCACAGUGUUUAAGAUGACUGACAGAAGCCAACACUCAACCUACUGACAAGUCCGCUUGGAGAGGACUGAAGCCGCCUGGAACCUGCUGCAAACGUAGUUAUUACUUCUGUACAGCUCCAAACCUGGAAGCUCUCUGAGGGGGCUGGAAGGACGCUGACAAACUGUGAUCGUACAAUGACAUUCUCAUCUGCAGUGACUGUUUACAAAACUGCUCUUACCUUAAACUCUGUAGAUGUUUACAUCGUUUGUUUCGUUUUUCUGAUGAUGUUGGUGAUCUGUGCCUUUAACUCCAUUUCCAGAAUGGAGUUAAAGCUUAUGUUGUCUUCUUUGGGAACACACUCAGGGGUCUGAAAGGAAGUUUGGUUUUUGUUGUUGUUGUUGUUGUUUUUUGUUGUUUU
This is a messenger RNA of Acomys russatus (golden spiny mouse), 2428 nucleotides long. RefSeq names its product polypeptide N-acetylgalactosaminyltransferase 7 (gene Galnt7). The transcript has 12 exons. NCBI's taxonomy places the organism in Eukaryota, Metazoa, Chordata, Mammalia, Rodentia, Muridae. The record is from RefSeq and is a predicted model, not a curated record. Gene Ontology annotation, cellular component: Golgi apparatus. Bases 69 to 2042 code for a protein of 657 amino acids.